CAACCAGUUUCCUCUCCAGGAUCAGGGAGCAAUCACAGCUGCCCCGACCUUGGCUUCCUCUGCUGGGUGGGAUUGGGGGCUGGGCCCCCAAACAGGCCACUGGCUUCCCCCUUCCUCUAGGCAGAGGACAGAGAGGCCCAGGCCCAGGGAGCAGGGACUUCCUCCUGUGUCAGAAUGAGCAUGCCUGCCCUUUGCAAGCAGGUUUGGGUCUCUCACGAAGAGGAAACCAAAAGCAGUAAGAGGGAGGGGAGGCAGAGCGACCAAUCAAGGGCAGGGUGAGGCUCAAAACCAGAGGCUCCCCUGGGGGAGCCCAACGCGGCUGGGGGCCAUGGCGGAGCUACAGCAGUUGCAAGAGUUUGAGAUUCCCACGGGCCGGGAGGCUCUGCUGGGCAAUCACAGGGCCUUGCUGAGGGUGGCUGACUACUGUGAAGACAACUACGCAAAAGCCACAGACAAGCGGAAGGCACUGGAGGAGACCAUGGCCUUCACUACCCAGGCUCUGGCCAGUGUGGCCUACCAGGUGGGCAACCUGGCUGGGCACACUCUGCGCAUGUUGGACCUACAGGGGGCUGCCCUGCGGCAGGUGGAAGCCCGUGUGAGCACUCUAGGCCAGGUAAGGGGGUGGGAAGGUGUGUUGUGUUGACCUCCAACUAUUUGGGCUCACUCAGUCAUUUUCUGCAGCAAAAUCCCCUUUAUGCUAUUCUCCAU
Messenger RNA from Dipodomys ordii (Ord's kangaroo rat), 708 nucleotides. Its product is annotated as ABI gene family member 3-like. The transcript has 2 exons. Gene Ontology annotation, biological process: regulation of cell migration. Gene Ontology annotation, cellular component: lamellipodium. The record is from RefSeq and is a predicted model, not a curated record. Lineage: Eukaryota; Metazoa; Chordata; Mammalia; Rodentia; Heteromyidae. Gene Ontology annotation, molecular function: SH3 domain binding. The coding region runs from base 329 to 643 and encodes 104 amino acids.